AUGGCGGAGCACGCGGGCCACGUGGUGUGCCGCGCGGACGGGUUCCGCGUCGGCCGCCCCGCGCCGGUGCUGGGCGUCGGGGACCGCCUCGAGCCCGGGCGCACGUACCUCGUCGUCCCCGUCGACCGCCUCCCCUGCGGCAGUGGCGACGGGGUCGUCACCGCGGCGUCGCUUGCGGUGCUCUCGUCGUCGUCGCACUCGCGCGGCAGGGGUGGGGGCAAGGCGGCGGCGCCGUCGCUGGCGCUAGCGGCAGGACGGAAGAGUCCGUUCGAGUACGCCAAGGACGGCGACGGGCGCACCGUGAUCAGGGUCGCGGAGGAGUUCAUCGUCAAGGCCGUCGCAGGUGACGGCGGCGGCGGCGACGGCUGCGGGUCGGCCGCGCUUUGCAGCACGCCGGAGCUGAGGAAGCACUACGAGCAGCUGGUGGGCGCCACGAGGGGCCGGCCGUGGGCGCCGCGGCUGGACACCAUCAAGGAGCGCAAAGGGCGGAGGCUUGCCGACGUCGUCAGCCCCGGGAGGCUGUCGCCGGUACGACUGCUGGGGAUGGACAAGGGGCUCAGCAUCAGCUAG
This is a messenger RNA of Miscanthus lutarioriparius, 570 nucleotides long. The record is from the annotation of a GenBank genome assembly. NCBI's taxonomy places the organism in Eukaryota, Viridiplantae, Streptophyta, Magnoliopsida, Poales, Poaceae.